Molecule: messenger RNA, 1146 nt
Organism: Neodiprion virginianus
Lineage: Eukaryota; Metazoa; Arthropoda; Insecta; Hymenoptera; Diprionidae
Exons: 7
Coding region: 23-1045 (340 amino acids)
Source: RefSeq, a predicted model, not a curated record
GUUUAACCGCAAAUGCCUAAAGAUGGCUUCUGCAAAACAAAAAGUACAAAGUAUCAGCGCGCAAGAUGACGCAGCUGCCGAAAUGGAUGAGCAUUCGAAAGAAGCAAAAGAAGCUUCCGAAGCUGGCAGCAGUAAAGUUGACGGAGCUGGUAAGUCGCCUGAAAAAAAUCUUCAACAACUGGACACCAACAUAACCACUCCGAUUGAGAAGGUAACUUCUGCAAAACAAAAAGAAGAAAGUAUCAGCGAGCAAGAUUACGUAACCGUCGAAAUGGAUGAGUAUUGGAAUGAAGCAAUGAAGGAAGCUCUUGAAGCUGGCAGCAGUAAAGUUGACGGAGCUGGUAAGUCGCCUGAACAAAAUCUUCAACAACUGGACACCAACAUAACCACUCCGAUUGAGAAGAUAACUUCUGCAAAACAAAAAGAACAAAGUAUCAGCGAGCAAGAUGACGUAACCGUCGAAAUGGAUGAUUAUUGGAAUGAAGAAAUGAAGGAAGCUCUCGAAGCUAGCAGCAGUAAAGUUGACGGAUUUGGUAGGCCUGCUACAGAAGAAAUUUGUCAAAGAAUGGACAGCAGAAUGAUCACUCUGACUGAGCAGCUCAAGCUAAUCGAAGGGCAGAUUGGGAAGCUGAAUGUUCAAGAUCCAAAAUGUCGAAAUAGAAAACCAAUAGCAAUACCUGAGCCUCCAUCCCCUGAUACCUUGACGGGUAAACCGUUACUUGCUGAGUUAAUGAAAAGUAUUGGUCAACUCACUGUAGAACGUGAUAUUCUUCAAGUAAAGCUUCGUAUCAUGGCUUCAGAAAUCAAAGUGCACAAUCCAAAAUCGCGAGUAAGAAAGAAGGCCCAAGUUGCGAUAACCGAUGUAACCUCAGCAUUUGACCUAGCGAAAAAUGAACUACGUUUAUUGGAAGAGGAGGCCGCCAAUCUUAUCGAACCGUUCGAUAAAUUGACGGAUGAUGUAGAAGAAUUCCGUUUCAUAAGGAAAUUAAGAGAGCAAUUGGAGAGUGACGAAUUGGUCCUUUUUAGGCAUACAGGGAAAGAAUGACGUGUGGCUUAAAUUGCAGAGCGGAUUAAAAUAAUCAGAUUAAACUUUAUAUUAUGUAACCAUUUUUAUGCGUAAAUAAAUAAAUAAACGAACAAAUGCAA